CGUGGGCCCACUCGAGCCUACUUCGUCGGGGCAUCUCGAGCAGAAUGGCCGUGCUGUGUUUCCUCGGAUUUCCACUGCGCGGGCCAUGAAACACGCGCACCGUUAUAGCGAUCCGCAAUCGGGAUCGGCUUUGCGCAGAAAACUCUGCACGAAUCAGUAACUGGCAACAUCGAACUGGCCAGCUGAACGCCGAUUGGAACCCUGGCGUUGGCUCGGGCCAGAGCAUUGGCUCGGUGCAGCUGAUCUGCUCCUCCAGGGCCAGGCCAUGCGGCAAGAAGGUUCGGGUUGGUCAGCAUCACCAGGAACGUUUAGGCGGUGAUGCAGCAACGAACCUCGAACAAACAGUUAAAAUAACAGGUGCCAUGGCCAGCCUAAAACACAAUAUAACUUGGGACACUGUCGCCACAGGUGGCUCCAAGCAGAGCGAGAUGCAGUGCACCAAGACGGCGCGGGAGGAGAUGGAGGGGGAGAAGGGAAUGGGGGAGAUGCAUAUGGAGGGGUGGGAGACCAGUGCCCGAGCUGCAGGAAAACAGCUGCCCCGAUCCUGCUGGCGUGCCACGGGCGGCCGAGAUACUGAUCGCAUCCAACACCCCACGCUGGGCAAGCGACGAGUGUGCACGCCCACCCGCGCUCGGAAGGGCACGUACUGCGGCAAUACUGCACGCCAAAAGACAAAGUAAACAUGAAGAGUGAGGGGAGGAGGGGAUAGAGGGGCAGUGGAGGAGUAAGAGCAACGCAACAAGUGUCUCAUCCCAAACGCAUAAAAUUAGCAUUUGGGAAGGGAGCACCUAAACAAUUGCUUAGCAUUAAACAAUUGCUGCCGUAGCAGCAGAUGUGGCUAUCGGGAGCUGUUUCUAAGCUGUUGCCUCAGGGUCCGUGGUGCAGUGCAGGCCAAACAAAUGAUGGUACCCUGCUUGAUACCCAGACUUCAGAAAAAAAAACGUACUAAACGCACAUCCGAUCAGCAUCCGGUAAUUGGGGCCACAGGUUUGCCCCUGGCGACACCCCAUCCACUGCGCUGCGUGCUGCCCAUUGCCUGUUGCAACGACGCCUUAUAGAUGCACUUGCACCUGCUUCCCUUGCGGCCUCGGCACCUCUUGCAUCGCCUGCCUCGGCUGCUCAUGUGAUUGACCUCGACGUUGCCGCUUCGUGGGGGCGCUGAAAUUUCACACAGACCCAUGGCCUUCCUGGGUGAGAGUGACCUACUCCUUCUCUCCGGGGGCUGUAGCUUGUCAGGGUCAGCCACACAGAUGAAGGUAUUCUCCACCCAGAACUUGACCUCCACUCCUAUGAUCUCGUCCUGCUUGCCGGGUGCGCCCGCACCCACAAUGCCAUGUCGAGCUGCCACAAGUCUCGCUGCCAUCAGCCGUCGACUGAAAUCGCGGGAUGCUCGGGCUGAGAAAUGUGACUGGGGUUGCUGAGUAGUGCUCUGUGAGCGCGGGUGGCGCACGGGCUGCUGGCGCAAGAGCGCUGCGGGACCUCAAAUGUUCGAUCACAGACGGCCUUAGCCAGAAUGGCUACGGACAAACACGAUGACAAUGUUGGGGGGACGCACGUCUCUCUCUUCAAGGC
Prorocentrum cordatum is the source of this 1572-nucleotide messenger RNA. Lineage: Eukaryota; Dinophyceae; Prorocentrales; Prorocentraceae. The record is from the annotation of a GenBank genome assembly.